AUGGCUGAAGGAAAAGAUAUGAUAGCAAGCAUAAAAAUCAAUGCCCUUUCAUUUCCCAACACGUCAUUAGCCUUUGUGCCGGGGGUGGGAGUCAAGGCCCUGACCAACCACGGCACGGCCAACAUCAGCACACACUGGGAAGUCAAGUCGCCACUUUUCCAAGACUCAGGAGGAGCUGAUCUGUUUCUCUCUGGGGUCUACUUCGCGGGUAUCCUUACCCUGACCCGAAAUGACUUGGGUCAGCCAAACCUGGAACUCCAAGACUGCCACGCCCAAGUGAGCCACGCCCACGUCUCGUUUUCUGGAGAACUCAGUGUCCUGUAUAACUCCUUUGCUGAGCCCAUGGAGAAACCCAUUUUAAAGAACUUAAAUGAAAUGCUCUGUCCCAUUAUCACGGGAGAGGUGGAAGCACUGAAUGCCAAUCUCAGCAUGCUGGAGGUUUUAACCAAGAUUGACAACUAUACCCUGCUGGAUUAUUCGCUAAUGAGUUCUCCAGAAAUUACUGAGAACUACAUUGACCUGAAUUUGAAGGGCGCAUUCUACCCACUGGAAAACCUUGCCGAUCCUCCCUUCUCCCCAGUGCCUUUUGAGCUCCCAGAACGCAGCGACUCUAUGCUCUACAUUGGAAUCUCUGAAUAUUUCUUUAAAUCUGCUUCCUUCGCUCAUUUUGCAGCUGGGGCUUUCAAUGUCACUCUCUCCACAAAAGAGAUUUCCAGCCAUUUGGUUCGAAACUCUCAAGGCGUUGGCAACAUUCUCUCCCGGAUUGCAGAGAUCUACAUCUUGUCCCAGCCCUUCAUGGUCCGGAUCAUGGCCACGGAGCCUCCCGUGAUCAGUUUACUACCAGGGAACUUCACCCUGGACAUCCCUGCUUCCAUCAUGUUACUCACCCAGUCUGAGAACUCCACUGCCGAGACCAUCGUUUCCAUGGACUUUGUCGCUAGCACCAGUGUCGGCCUGGUUAUUCUAGGACAAAGACUGAUCUGCUCUCUGUCUCUGAACAGGUUCCGCCUCUCUUUGCCAGAGUCCAAUCGCGACAAUAUUGAGAUUAAAUUAAAUGGCAGUGCUGAGUACUAG
This is a messenger RNA of Myotis davidii, 1074 nucleotides long. RefSeq names its product BPI fold containing family C (gene BPIFC). The transcript has 12 exons. The record is from RefSeq and is a predicted model, not a curated record. Gene Ontology annotation, molecular function: lipid binding. NCBI's taxonomy places the organism in Eukaryota, Metazoa, Chordata, Mammalia, Chiroptera, Vespertilionidae. The coding region runs from base 1 to 1074 and encodes 357 amino acids.